Messenger RNA from Sordaria macrospora k-hell, 678 nucleotides. RefSeq names its product mitochondrial 54S ribosomal protein uL23m. The record is from RefSeq and is a predicted model, not a curated record. NCBI's taxonomy places the organism in Eukaryota, Fungi, Ascomycota, Sordariomycetes, Sordariales, Sordariaceae. Gene Ontology annotation, cellular component: mitochondrial large ribosomal subunit; ribosome. Gene Ontology annotation, molecular function: structural constituent of ribosome. Gene Ontology annotation, biological process: mitochondrial translation.
AUGGCCUCCGUAGCGAAGACGGGUGCAGAGGCACUUAGGAACGCCCCCUUCAGGGUGGGCAAGAAGCAGAUCUUCCUGCCAAACCACGUCAUCACAUUCGUCCGCCCGCUCCCCAAGCAGCCGCCCAACCUCGCGACCUUCAUCGUCCCCCUCGAGUUCAACAAGCUCGACCUGCGCGACUACCUCUACCAUGUCUACAACGUCGAGGUGACGGGCGUCCGCUCAUUCGUCAACCAGCGCAUGCACGAGCAGAGGCACGGCGACUUCGGCAACUGGCGCCGCCCCAAGUCGCAGAAGAUGAUGAUCGCCGAGCUGGCCAAGCCGUUCGUCUGGCCCAAGCCGCCUGCCGAGGACGCCCGCGACGGGUUCGACUACAGCACGUGGAAGAAGCAGCACAAGGCGCAGGAGGACGAAAAGAAAUUCCAUGCCGUCAGGGCCCAGGGCGAAAUCACCGUGCCGUCGCAGUAUGAGGUGACCAAGGACCGCAAGGCCAUCAAGGCACAGCAGAGCAAGCUUCUCUCGGGCGAGGAGACGUGGGCGCCCGGAAAGGUGAACGCAUUCCUCAAUUCGAAGAUCGUGCCGGAGGAGGAAGGGUGGUCCGAGGUGGAAGAGAACAUGCCUUUGGACGAGCCGGCGGAGGAGAGCAGCAACAGCAAGGGUCCGGAGUCCAAGCAAUAA